AAGAGAGAGGCAUCUUGAAUCCCCCUCAUCUUCACGGAUAUCUAUACAUUUUGUAACCACGGCUUCAAAGGUGGACAGCGUUUUUUCCUCUUUAUCCCUGCAUUUCUUCAAGAAAGAAAUGGAAGAGGGCUCCAGUUCUCCGGUCUCCCCUGUGGAUAGUCUGGUGACCAGCGAGGAGGAGCUGGACAGACAGCAGAAACGCUUUGCAAGGAAGAGGAGACACAGCAAAAAGUCCAGCGAGGAGAGCAGCAGCAGCAGCCCGGGGCCGGUGAAACGGGGCAAGAAAACGAGUCCGAGCAGCACUCAGUCUUACGAGGAGCUGCAGAAUCAGCGGGUCCUGGCCAACGUCCGGGAGAGGCAACGGACUCAGUCUCUGAACGAGGCCUUUGCGUCUUUGCGCAAAAUUAUCCCCACGCUGCCGUCGGACAAACUGAGCAAGAUACAGACACUGAAGCUCGCCUCCAGAUACAUUGACUUUCUCUGUCAGGUGCUGCAGAGCGACGAGAUGGACAGCAAGAUGUCCAGCUGCAGCUACGUUGCGCACGAAAGGCUCAGUUACGCGUUCUCGGUGUGGAGGAUGGAGGGCGCUUGGUCUAUGUCAGCAUCUCACUAGCACCCAAGGACCUUGACUUACAAUGCCAAAGCGACUGUUUACUUCUACAAAGUAUGAAGACCAAAGAGAUUGUUGAAGAAACCCAGUCGACCUCAGAGGCAAGGCGUAAUGUGACCCACAGCUACAAGCUCUUAGGGAGACUGUGUGGAUGCAGAUCGGUCCCGCUGCUGGAGACGUGUUGGCGCACUGGGCCCUGCGACGUGUGGAGGCCAAAGAUGUCAGCGCUGGGACACCCUGUGUCAGCAACGCCACCGUUUUAGCGUUUGUUGGAGGAGAUAUAUUUUGUUUUUCAAAGACUUCAAAACCAAAGUAUGAAUUUAAAUAUAGAAAUGAAUACAUAUUGUACAUAGCCGUGUAAGUACGACGGUAUCCCGUAAAAGGACCGAUGCAAUUUAGAGGCACUCCCUGCAUGGAUUUUAUUUCAUUGAGUUUCUUUAGCAAG
Messenger RNA from Monopterus albus (swamp eel), 1055 nucleotides. RefSeq names its product twist2 (gene twist2). The transcript is spliced from 2 exons. Gene Ontology annotation, molecular function: protein dimerization activity; RNA polymerase II transcription regulatory region sequence-specific DNA binding; DNA-binding transcription factor activity, RNA polymerase II-specific. Gene Ontology annotation, biological process: regulation of transcription by RNA polymerase II; developmental process. Lineage: Eukaryota; Metazoa; Chordata; Actinopteri; Synbranchiformes; Synbranchidae. Bases 119 to 613 code for a protein of 164 amino acids. The record is from RefSeq and is a predicted model, not a curated record.